AUGGACAAUUGCUUUGAGGCCUAUUAUAAAAAGGGCAAUAUAAUACUUCCUCUAAUCCGCAAGCCUCCUCUAUACCUCUCUUACCUCUUUAUAGGCAAUAAUCCGCUCUACCAGGCCUUCCGGGCAAAUAUCCGGAUAUAUAAUUAUACUUUUGCUUUUAUAUUAGUUAAGUAUAAAAAGGAUAUACGAAUUAACUUCUCCUAUAGGAUCUAG
This is a messenger RNA of Hyaloscypha bicolor E, 213 nucleotides long. RefSeq lists its product as uncharacterized. The coding region runs from base 1 to 213 and encodes 70 amino acids. The transcript has a single exon. NCBI's taxonomy places the organism in Eukaryota, Fungi, Ascomycota, Leotiomycetes, Helotiales, Hyaloscyphaceae. The record is from RefSeq and is a predicted model, not a curated record.